Molecule: messenger RNA, 3635 nt
Organism: Biomphalaria glabrata
Lineage: Eukaryota; Metazoa; Mollusca; Gastropoda; Planorbidae
Product: beta-1 adrenergic receptor-like
Exons: 6
Coding region: 686-1669 (327 amino acids)
Biological process (GO): G protein-coupled receptor signaling pathway
Cellular component (GO): plasma membrane
Molecular function (GO): G protein-coupled receptor activity
Source: RefSeq, a predicted model, not a curated record
UGCUAACGGUGGAGGUCACCGAGUUUACGACAGUCAAAUCUUUGAAAACGUGUGUGUGUUGAAAAGUGUGUUUGACAUUAACUAGGGGGGUAACAGAGUUUGGCUUAGCUAACUUCAAAGCUCUCAUGUUUGUUUUUUUUUGUUCAUAUUCUUGUAAAUAGUUUAUUUUUCUCAAAUUAUUCUCAUAGUGUUACGUUAUUUUGCUUUUGAUUGUAACAUCAGGGAAAUCUUUUUUUUUCCUUUUACUUUUAUUAGUCAAACAUGAUUGAUAGGGACUCUCAGUUCCAGCUGUAGCGAUCUAGAUCUAUAUAGAUUUAUCUCAAUUCAAGUCUACUAUACUAAUACUAUACAGUACUUCUAUAAUCUUACUCUACCUCCUUUAGUUCAUUAAUGGACUAUUUUCAGAGUGUCUCAUGUCUAUCAGAUGUGUUGUCUACAGUUACAUUUAGAUCUAGAUUCAAGGUCUGGUAUAGUUUUUAAAACAGCACAGUGUGUGGAUUAAAUCUUUAGUUUUUGGUUUUACACUAGACUAAUGAAGAUUCUAUAUAGAUCUAGAUCUUGGCCAAACAAGUUUUUUUGUGUGGUUUGUUCAUUACAAAUGGAUAUUGAUUGAAUAUAAACAAGGUAGAAAGUGAAACAUAUGAUUGGGAUUUAACGACAACAGGCAGGAGGUAACGAGGUCAACAUGGACUCUCCGCCCCAGACCCCGGCCACGGAUCCUCCUCAUGACGGGCAGCUCCAUUUCUCUCCAGUUGAGAUUCCCAUCAUUUUAUUCACAGUCUGGGCCAUUGUGGCCAACUCGGUCUUGAUCCUGGCCAUACUUCGGAAUGAACACAGGAGACAGGUGAGCUUCAACCUGCAUGUUUGUAACUUGAGUUCAGUCGGAUUGCUCCUGGGCUGCUUCGUUCUUCCUCUGCUCAUUGACUUUAACUUGAAAAACUUUUGGUCCUACGAUGACAACCUUUGCCGUAUCUGGCUCAUGGCAGACCUCCUCGUGUGUACCGUGUCUGUCCUGGUUGUCUUGGCCAUGGUCUUUGAUAGGUUCGUCCUUUUCUCCUGCCCAGGUUCCGCUGAAGGAACUUGCAAGUACGUGCUGUCGGCACUGCUGAUCAUCCUUCCCUGGGUACUGGGCACUGCCAUUGUGCUUCCCAUCUAUCUGUUCGGUGAGACUGGAGAUGGUGUUAAAGAAGGAGUCUGCUACCUUCAUUAUGAACCACCUUUCCCGAUCGUGUCUGAGCUGGCAGGAUUCAUUGUUCCUGGACUGGCCACGUUUGGACUGCUGGUGGCGACAACUCUGACCUUUUGGCUCAAACGACAAGAGCUUCGAGAAAUGGAUUUUAGCGAAGAGAGAGAGCAUAAAGGUUGGCAGGUGUUAAUGUUGUGGAUACUAACUGUAGCUGUGUUAGGACUGUGGAGUCCAUUUGCUGCGCUUAGGAUGGCCAACUUUUUCCUGGACCAAACCUUAGAGAGCUGGAUCACUUUUGCUAUUUGGUUUGGUUACGCUAGUUCAGGUGUAAAUCCCAUAUUAUGGAUGAUAAUGCCAAGACUAAGACAGAGUGUGAAAGCUUUGCUCUGUUGCUGUUCUAGAAAACACAGAUAUGAUGAGGAUGACUCUGUCUUUGGAGAUGAGACAAGUACAGCCAUGAUGGAAGGAUAUGCAAAGUCUUGAGAAGAGUGGAACAAGUUUAAAAAUAUGUGUGUUCACAAAACUGAAUAACUUUGUUACACCUUUGUAAAUAUUUUAUUUGCAGCUUUAUUAUGAUCCAUGUUAAGCCAAACUCUACAGUAAAUGUUAUCAGUUGUCAAAUUAUUUCCCAAUUUUUUACUUACAUUGUUUUUGUGAUGUUAUAAAUUUGGAAUAGUCUCUGAAUUACUUUUUACAAACUUUUAUUAUCAAACCAGAUAUUAGUACAUUUUUGUUUACAAAUCCCUAAGGAGGAGAUAUUUUUGUGUGGAAUAUAUGUCUCUCACUUUUAUCAUGUUACUAGAAAAUAAUCAAGAAUGAUCAAUGAAGAAAGAAAAUAGUAUCCCUAUUUUUGAAUCUAGUUGAUUGCACAGACUGCUGAUCUGAAGACAAGAGACAGGUAUAAUUACACAGUUAUUUAAACCUUGACUUGGGAACCAUGAGCCCACCGUGUUUAAAAUAAUUAGUGUUAAUCAUCUGAUGUUAAAUGGUUUGUCAUUGUUCUGCUCACACAGACACCAUACAGAAACAUGAAUUCUAAUAAAGCCGCCCUAAAGACCUUUAAAGUUUUUCUACUGAAACUCCACAUUUGAAAUCUUUUUUUUUUUCUCUUUCGUUAAGCCAGGACACCUUCCUCUAGUCCCUGAUCAUCUACAAAAGUAACCAAGGAAUGAACUUGUCAUACUGGAGGAGACAUUCUUUCCUCUGUAGCAAACAAACUAAAUGAUCAAAUGUCUGAGCUAACAGCUUUCAUUAACUCUUUCAGUGUGAAGUUACUCUCAGUGAGUAACUGGUGGAGACUAGUUUUCUAUUAAAAUAAAAUCAAAUGUUAAAUUAUAUAAUAAAAUAAAAAAGCUAUAAUAGUUUUAGUAACUCUAACCACCCAGAAGAUUUUUGUUUAGGAAAACCCAAUUGUUUUGAUCAAAAUAAUUCACACUGAAAGAGUUAACUCUAGUAUAAAUAACAUUCAAUCUGUUGUGCACUUUCAAUCUAUUGAAUUGUCAUUUGAACAUAUUGAAUUUGCCAGUAAAUUAGUGACAAAAGUUAUUCCAAAAAACAGGAUUGAUAGUAUUGCAGUAUAUUUUAGCUAACCAUGUAUAUUUAAAUAAUUUUAAGCCCUGUUGUUAUACUUAGGAAAAUUAUGUUUCUUUCAUUGUUAGUCGGUGGUCUCCUCAUUGUUAACUUUUUAAACGAGUUCUUUUUUAUUUUAAAUGGGAUAUUGGUCUGGACAUUAAAAUAAAGUGUUGCUCUUAAUUCUACUACUGCCAGUCUGUCUAGGAAAUUUAUCUGCACAUUUAGUUUAAUGUUAUUCAACUUUGGAAGAAUAAUUUCUCACACACACACACAAAAUCCUCAUAAUACUCAUCAAAUCAUCUGACUUUUGAUAUUCAAUAACUCUUUAAGAUAUUUUCUGUUCUCACACCUCUCAGAAAUAAACAAUCAAAACUCCCCUGCAAGAGAUUGUUUUUGUUAUAAAUGCUAAUACAUAUUAUGAAAUGUUAAGAGAUUUUUUUGAUUAGCACAACUUAGUAAUGAUUAAAUGCAUUUUCUUGACAGAUGUUUGUAUCAGCAUCUGCCUCAUCAGCAUUAUCUUUAUAGCAAAGAUUCUAUUGAUAUGAUGAAGGCCUAUGGAAUUAUAUGAUUAUAGAAGUGGGAGAUAUGUUAUAUUGAGUAAUAUUUUUUUCCAUAAUAUAAUUUAAAUUAUUUGAAAUAUAAGAGAAAGAAUAAAAUCCAGGUAAAAUAAGAAUGUGAUUUUACAAUUAAUUAAUUACUUGAUUAUUCAGUUAGUAAUUUCAUUUUUUUUCAAUAUCUGCAUCAAAAAACCCAUUUCUAAGUUAUUUCUAACAAAUUUGUAUUUUUAAAAUUUGAAGUUUCAACUAGUUAUGAAUGUAUCAAGAAAUCAAGCUUUUUUUUUUUUUUAAAAAAAAAAAAAAAAAAAAGAAACACAUUA